GGGGUGGUGGGGUGGACAGCAGAGACCCAAACCAUCUUUCUGUGUCUUCGCUCAAAGGAGCAACUUCUCAUCAGAACAACUGUGUUUGUUACCACAGGUUCAGACCCAUUAUAGCUUCAUUUCUUYAAAUAUCUCUCUUUUUAAAUAUUUGCAUGAAAUAUUUUGGAAUUUUAAGCUUUUUUUUCUGAGCCCUGUCAGACAGUUUGUCUCCAGUUCUGACCUGAGACACCGACAGGCUUGUAAGGACUGUGAGCGACCAGAAGGAGGAGGGGAAAACCUCAAAAGGCUGCGCAGAAACAACAUGUGCGUUCUGACGGAUCACUUCAACUCUGACAGAUCGGACAUGACAGGCAGCCUCAUCAUGUGUCUCUCUGGAUCAGGACGCAAAUAAAGCUCCAUCAUAAGUUGUACUGACAGACAGAAACAACUGCAACUGAUGGAUUUCAGGAAAUGUGAGUUUUAUGUGAGGAACAAUAAAAGGUCUGAAGUUUGUAUCAUUCUAAAACUGCACCAGAGGGACGAGGACAGCCACGCUCUGAGAGAAACAGGCGCUUCUCUGUGACGGGUUUCACUCCGAAGACUUCACCAUCAUGAUGGAGAAACUGAAACACGCUGCUCUGCCUGCAUCGCCCCAAGAACAGAUGGGUCGCCCUGCCUCCCCCGCCUCCUCGUUUUCUUCUGCCUCCUCGCCGUCCUGUGCGUCCGAGGAGCAGCACAGUCCCCUGAACUCUAACUCAGACCCCUUGGAUGUCAUCAGAACUCCCCACCUCGUGAAAUCAAAGCAAACGGAGAAGGUCUCCAUGUCGACGCAGCCUCCCGUCAUCCUGACAACAGUGAUGACCAGUCACCAAGUCGGUACAACUGAUGCUCCUGAGCCUGUCAUCAUGGAGAUGAAGCAGGAGAACAGGGCAGACAAACUAMAACACAUCUCUGCUGCCCGGACGGACGAGUCGCCGCGUCUGUCCUCCCCGCCUCCACUCCUCCCAGCACCAGCCAAGACGUCCCCAUGUCCUCUUCCUCCUCCAGCCUCCACCGCGGCUGCCCCAUCACCUCUCCCUCCGCACAUUCCAGUCAUCAGCCUCGGUCACAGCAAGCCUCCCCUGCCGCUCCCCAGCACCCCUCUGACCGCCCUCCACCCCAUCCCCAACCUCAUCCACGGGCCCCACGGGGACAUUCGGCGCAGCCAGCAGACUGUUUUAUCCAUGGUUGGCCCCAUAACAUCAGGAUUAUCUGGGUGUCCUGGAGGCCCACCAGCUGCUUCCCCCGGGCCCCUGUUGGCUCAACAGUAUCUGCCUGCACACACCUUCCUCACCAGCUCUUACCUGGGACCUGCAGGAGGAAACUAUGGUGUCGUCAACAACAGUCGCAUAAAGAGAAGGCCGUCGUCACACUUCGAGAUGGAGAUCAACGACUGCCCUCCUCAGAAACUCGCCCGCCGGGUCUUCACCAACAGCCGCGAGCGCUGGCGGCAGCAAAACGUUAACGGCGCGUUCUCCGAGCUGAGGAAACUGAUCCCCACACACCCGCCCGACAAGAAGCUCAGCAAGAAUGAAAUCCUGCGCCUGGCGGUCAAGUACAUCAACUUCCUGGUCACUCUGCUCCACGACCAGGCCCAGGACGAGGGCAGGGACUCGGGGGAGGACAGCGCCGAGGACGGGUGCACCGGGGCCGGGGUGGGCAGGAAAAGACAGAAGUCUCUUUUUCAGCGUGAGACUCCGCCCGCCACGGUGACGACCCACAGAGACUCAAUGGACUCRGUCAUCGGCCUGGCGAACUCCCCAGCAACGUCAAGCUGCUAUGAAGACACGGACAGCGAGGAGAGGUUUGGGGCUAAGACCUCUGYGGAGACCCAUGACAUUAUGGGAAAGGUCAAAGGUUAGAUAAGGAUGGUUGCUGGAAAUGACGAGCAGUGACAUCUGUAGACGGCAGCCAAACAUCACACGGACAGACUGGAAAAAUAGUUUGAGGAGGUCGAGUGAAUCCUCCUACAGUCAUCAAAUCAUCAGCAGCUUAAAAUAAUGUGAAUAGGAGUUGGAUUUUGGGUGCAGUUUGUGAUUUUUAACAGUUUGAGUUUUUCUCCGGGAAAAGUGUGAGAUUCUGAGCAAUAAUUAAAACACGUUACAGAGGACUGGAAAGAUCAAAUAAACCAAUUAAAAACAAAACAA
Austrofundulus limnaeus is the source of this 2165-nucleotide messenger RNA. It is a transcript of the gene lyl1, whose product is annotated as LYL1 basic helix-loop-helix family member. Gene Ontology annotation, biological process: regulation of transcription by RNA polymerase II. The record is from RefSeq and is a predicted model, not a curated record. Lineage: Eukaryota; Metazoa; Chordata; Actinopteri; Cyprinodontiformes; Rivulidae. The transcript is spliced from 4 exons. Gene Ontology annotation, molecular function: protein dimerization activity; DNA-binding transcription factor activity, RNA polymerase II-specific; RNA polymerase II cis-regulatory region sequence-specific DNA binding. Bases 591 to 1880 code for a protein of 429 amino acids.